AAUUUAGGCAUCUGUAAUGAAUAUCCCUUUCUUGGUAUGAGGAGGUAGUAGCAAAAUCACAGAACUGGAACGUCCAUCAUGGAGAAGCUGAAAAGUUCCUUGACCAAGACAUUAAAGGAUCUUGGCAGUUCUUUUUCGGAAGAUGUCAACAUGGAUGAUAUGACCGACUUUGUACCAUCGCCAUAUGAAGGUGCUUCGUCCAGCUGUGGCCAAGAAUCUAGUGCCGAGUUAGCGGAGAAGAUUCCCGUUCGAAACGUCAAAAACUCUGCUCCAGUGAGUGACGAUGACAUUAUUGACAGUAUCGAUGCAGCUUACUUCAUAGAGGACGAUUUUGAUGCCAUCGAUUAUGAACUGAAGAAACUUGCCGGAAUUGACCUGGUUUUAGAAGACGUAGUUCGUGAACGACUGCGACUAAAAUCACAGUUACAAGUAGUGUCGAGGAGAAUAUCAACUUUGAUCAUGGAGAAGUCGCCAUCAUAUGGGUCUCAACUUGAUGACAUGGAUAGUAUAAGAGACAGUUUGAAAGAUUUGGUAGUUCUCGUUCGGACUAUACGACGGGCGCUUGCUGGUGCACACUACAAGAGCCGAAAUGCCCUUUCUAUACUCGCGAAUGAGAAGAAGAAGCGGAUGCUCAAAUCAUUGAUGUACACCUUGCGCAUAAUAAAGACCCUGUAUGAGACCGAAUUUCACCUCAAAGAUUCCAUAGAGGAUGGGAAUUUUCCUCUAGCUAUCAGGAUCUGUUUGGAGGCAAAAGAGGCUGCUAAUACUUACAGGCAUUUCUGUUGUGUUAGUGACCUGAUGACGAAGUUGGUCGGUACCACCAAUCUCAUCGAAAAUGCUCUUGACAACGCUUUGGCCAGCCAUACUGUGGUCUUCGAUCAAGACCGUUAUGCUUCUGUUUACUCGGCCUAUAUCAUGCUGAAUAAAGCGGAGCUAGCUUCGAAGAAGCUGAUCGGACACUUUGUCACUACGCUGAGAAAGUCCGCGCGCAAAAUCGUCGAGGAAAAAUGUGGAGGAUGUCAUGAUAGUAGAAAAAAUCUUAGCGAUUUUACUUUCGAGCAUCUAUGUGAGCGCAUCAGCAGGGAGCAAGUUGUCCCCACUGUUAGAGAACUCGGCUACGUCAUGUGCAAAAUUCUCUGUAUUUACCACUACAUUCUGCGGUUUCACACAGAAGAUGACGAACAAAGGCGAAUGAGCAACAAUGGCGAAGAUUCCAUGUUGGGAGUUGUUGCAAAUCAUAUGGCGUCAUCCAUGCACAGCGUUUUCCGGGUAGCUCUGAUGCAAAUGAACUCAUUACUAUGCUGCCAAGACUUCUCGGCUUUGAAAUUCGAUCAACUUCUUGAUAUUGUGGACAUGACGAACAGGUUCCGAUGCUUUGGUCGCACAUACUUCUCUCAUGCGUCCAAUGAACUAAAUGCAUCAUUGGAAAAGCAAGCAGGAUCAUACUUUACCCGCUACCAUGCAGAAAGAAUGGAAGAACUACGCAUGUUCUUGGAGAAUGAGUGCUUUACCAUAUGUCCGGUAUCACCGCAGUUCACCAUAUUCGACCUUCAGGACUUCUCAUUCUUGGAGGAGCUGAGAAAGCAGAAAGCAGAUUCGACAGCAUCUACUAGCGACACAGCGGAGCAAAAUGGUUUCAAACCGAUCCCAGCUCAAUUUGUCAAUCCUUUUGCUAGCACUGAACUGGAGUCAAAAAGGCAAUCUCAGCGCAACUCACGGUCGACUGAUGAUAGGGAUGACCCACAUGAGGAAGGCAAUUGCAGUGAGGAGGAGGAAAUUGAAGCAGCUCCGAAUUUAUGCAACACAGCUCUCACGCUCUUGCGGUUUUUCGGAAGAUAUAUGCGCAUGACGUCACUGUUAUCCUCGAUAGCUGAGCAUUCUGUGCCUGCCCUUACCCAGCUAUUCGAAUAUUUCUUUUAUUCUAUAUGUCUAUUUUUUGGAUCAGACGGGUCAGAUAACAUGGAAACUUCUCUUAGGAUAAAAUAUGUUCUUGAAGAUAUCGAGCUACGUCUACUAGGAAAUGGAAAUGAUCAUGCCGUGGACUUGGGACGACUCACUACGCCAACACCAUGUUCAGGAUUAAAUUUGAGUCACGUGGACGAAUUAUUCGGAGCGGUCGAACGGGUCGUAGGCGUUGAGUCCUUGGAAUUCGUAGCUCGCCAACUAGACCUUGUUCGCCCAGUCAUGGAAUCUUUGACAUGUCCAACAGAUGAAAGUACGCUGAGACAACUAGACGAGUUUUACGCAAAGAUAGUUUCUGUUGUGCCGGAGACACGGCUCAUGGUGUUUGAUUGCGUUGCAAGCCGUGCUCUGAAAUUGCCUGUUCUUAUUGCGGCAGUUUCAAACACAAAGUGGGACAUAAACGAAUUGCAAACUCAACAUAGCAAUUACGUCGACUUUCUUGUCAAGGAUUUUGAGGCUUUCGCACUUCGUCUGGAUCACAUUGCUGGAUGUUUCAAUCUUAGUGAAUCUAUACGAAUUUUUCUAUGGGACAGAACAAUCUAUUACACUUUCAAAGCGUUAGUGCAAGGCUACUGCGAAGGAGGAAAGUGCUCAACUGAAGGUCGUGCGCUGAUGCAGUUGGAUUUUCAGCACCUAUUACUGAAGCUUGAGCCGCUAUGUAAUCUUCAUCCGGUUCCACACACUGCCUUUGUCGAUGGAUAUAUCAAAGCAUUUUAUCUUCCUGAAAACGGGUUGGAGGAGUGGAUAACCAAACACUCGGAGUACACGGCGAAGCAAAUGAUUUCACUUCUUGGUGUCGCUACACAUGUAUCCAAGAAAGCCCGAACAAGAAUAAUCAAUGCUCUAAACGACUAAGAAAUUUUCAUCUUGGUUUUUCUUCCUUUUCAAACCGGAAAGGGGAAUGCAGCAUUGAAGGCACCAUCAAUAUCUUGUCCUUUUUUUCUUCAUCACAGGGGUUUGGCUUUCACGCCAACAACUUCGAGUUUGAUCGAGGUCUUUAUCCAUUUUCUUGUUCGAUUCAUCCUCAUGUAGAUAUUGGUCCCAUGCAGUUUCAAUCUAGUCAUUAAGUUCUUCCAAAAGGUUCUAUAUUCUGAAGUUCUAAACUUUUGCAUUUUCUGUG
Cylicocyclus nassatus is the source of this 3082-nucleotide messenger RNA. The record is from the annotation of a GenBank genome assembly. NCBI's taxonomy places the organism in Eukaryota, Metazoa, Nematoda, Chromadorea, Rhabditida, Strongylidae.